Rotaria sp. Silwood1 is the source of this 873-nucleotide messenger RNA. The record is from the annotation of a GenBank genome assembly. NCBI's taxonomy places the organism in Eukaryota, Metazoa, Rotifera, Eurotatoria, Philodinida, Philodinidae.
AUGUCACCAACAAAUUUAAAUACAUUCAUCUCACGUUUACGAUCCUAUAUAACAUCAUCAAUCAAUACUAAUCAAUUUAAUGAUAAUAGAGAAGAAAUUUCUCUUCGAAGAAAAUAUGAACGAAAUUAUGCAUCAGCUAUAUGUGGUAUGUUUGCUAUAGCAACAUUAGUUGUAAGUCUAUUUGAUUAUCGUUGGUUUUGGUUAAAUGGUGGAAUAUGUAAUUUAAAAUAUAUUGGUUUAAAUAUGUUUUUUUCUAUGGGAAAAUUAUUUGUUAUACAAACUCCUGUUCCAUGGGAUACUUCAGCACCAAUAAAUGAUAUAUACGAAUUUAAACCAAAUAAUUAUAUGGCAUUAAUUGGUUGUAUUGAUAGACGUUCAUUAAUAACACUUCGUUUAAUGAUAACAUUUAUUUGUUUAGCAAUAAUAUCAUCAACGAUUGGAUUUUUAUUAGAUGCAUUAGGACCAAUGAAAUAUUCAUUAAAAUUUAUGAGACGUCAUGCUUUUUGGUAUAUUUUAUCAGUUUUUCUUUGUGUAAUAGUAAUUGGUCUUUGUUUUUAUGUAUCAGAAUUAAUUUAUGAUAUACAAGAUAAAACUCGUUUAAAAUUUGGUAAAAAAAUUGAAGUACAAUUCGAUAUAGCAUAUUAUCUUCUUGUUAUUUCGAAUGUUCUUCUAUUAUUGGCGAUUACUUUUGCACUUUUUAAAAAAUAUCCAACACAUGAUGAAGAAGAUGUUGAAAGAUUAAUUGAUAAUUGGUCAAGACGUGAACAAGCAUUAUUUAUUGAACGAUCAUUACCAGCUGUUAUAUCAACUAUUCCUAAUAAUAAUGAACCACCACCAGAUUAUUAUUCUGAUGAAGAUUUUCUUGUUUUGUAA